Guillardia theta CCMP2712 is the source of this 2181-nucleotide messenger RNA. RefSeq lists its product as hypothetical. Lineage: Eukaryota; Cryptophyceae; Pyrenomonadales; Geminigeraceae. The record is from RefSeq and is a predicted model, not a curated record. Gene Ontology annotation, biological process: protein O-linked glycosylation. The transcript is spliced from 11 exons. Gene Ontology annotation, molecular function: protein binding; protein N-acetylglucosaminyltransferase activity. Bases 1 to 2181 code for a protein of 726 amino acids.
AUGGAAGCAGCAAACAAUCUUGCAGCUUCGAGGAGGACGAGAGAGGAGAGCAGAUGCCUGCAGAGAGCUAUUCAGCUGUCUCCGCGCCACCCUGAGCCCUUCGCUCGCCUGGCCGAGAUCGCGGUCACUGACGGCCAACACCUCCAGGCUCGUGAGUAUGUUGAGCAAGCACAGCGACUGUCACCAACCUCAUCCAAGGUGCUGUCGAUAUCGGCUGCCAUCUACUACUCCCUUGGUGACCUGCAGAGAUCAGUGGCCGACUACGAGGCCGCCAUGCUGCAACAGGAUGGCCUGACGAUGCACAACUUCAACAACCUGGGGAUCUCGUACGCGGCCAGCAACCAGCACGCUUCUGCGGUGCGAUCGUACAAGUCCGCCCUGCGCCUCUGGACCCCUGAGUCGGGUAUGAUGACGACAAGCAUUCUUCUGAACCUUGGGAACACGUUCGUCGACCUGAGAAGAUUCUCUGAGGCCUUUGCCUCCUACCGGCGCAUCCUUCACCUAGAUCCCUCGUACGCCAUCGCCCAUUACUCACUUGCACGUGCUCUUGAUCGUGCAGGAAAUCCCCUCGAAGCUCUCUCAGUCUACAGACAAGCGACGAUGGCGGACCCGUACCUUCCUCACGCCUACAGCAACAUGGGCAUCACCUUGUUGAAUCAGAAUCGACCCAAUGACGCUGUCAAGGUGCUGGAGUAUGCCGUCCGGUUGCGACCGAUCUCUGCUGAGUUCGACAACUUGGGGGAUGCAUAUGGUGACAGUACGAGGUACGAGGACGCGAUCGCAACCUAUCAGAAGGCGAUAGACGUGGCUCCCAACAGGAUCUACCCCAAGUCCUACUACAGUCAGCUGCACUACCUGAUCCACACUUGCAACUUCGACCGUCUGAGGGAGGCCUGCGAGAACCUUGAAAACACCUUGAGCUGGGAGCUGCAGACAGGGCAGGAAUCCGGAAUGACUCCGGUGGAGGCUCUUGUGCUGAUCGGAACUUACACCGACCACAGCUUGUUUCUUCGCGUUGCCCGGAAUUUCGCGACCCGUUCACUUGCCCGGGUGAAACAGGCAGGUUGGGUUCCCUUCAGCAAGCACGCAAGGAUGAAACCUGGGAAGAGGCUCAGGAUCGGAUACAUCAGUGGAGGGUUUCGACAUCAUCCGGAUGGAAAGAACAUGCAAGGAGUGUUUGAGCAGCACGACAGGUCGAGGUUCGAAGUUUUCUGCUUCAGUUUGAAGAGAGAUCAUGGCACUCCCGUUCAGAGGAAGCUUCAAUCGACGUGUGAGCACUUCCUGGACUACACAGACCUAGACAACUAUCAUGCAGCUUCACAGGUCAACCAGCUUGGCAUCCACGUCCUCUUCGACGUGAAUGGGUACACCGGCGAAGGCGUGCGGCAGCAGAGGAACAUUAUCCUCGCCUUGUCCCCAGCAAAGCUCCAGUACUUGGUCUCCGAUAAGGUUGCGAGUCCACCUGAGUUCGUUCAAGACUACUCGGAGAAACUUCUGCUAUGGCCACACUGUUACUUCCCCUCCGACCUCCGACAAUCAGGGGGAGAGAUCCGCCUGCCCAAGGUUUUAGGCCUGUCCAAGAGACUGUUCCUGACUUGGAUGGACAUCUUACGACGAACGACUGAGCAUCACACAACCCUCUGGCUUCCUCUGUUUCCAGAUGUGGCCAAACCGCAGCUGAUGCGAAUAGCGAGAGCAAAGUUGGGGAAGAAUGCAACGACGAGGAUCGUAUGGACGAAUCUGUUUGACGAGAGCGAACAUCUGCAAGUGAAGAGCCUUGCAACCAUGCAGCUCGACACCUUCCUCUACUGCGGUCACACGUCGGGCGCCGACAUUCUCUGGGCUGGCGUACCAACCGUGACGCUUCCUGGAAUCAUGCAGUCGGCGCGAGUCGGCGCGAGUCUCCUCAAGGGCCUCAGCCUGCACGGCCACCUGGUCGCCAGGACGGCAGAGGACUAUGCGGAUGUUGUAGUGAGAGCGAUCCGAAGCCUGCAAGCCAGCGGCGAGUCGAAGUGGCUGAGUUCGGUGAGGGCGAAACUUGCAACGGAGAAGCAAUCUGGUUCGUUAUUUGAUGUCUCAAAGUGGGUAAAGUCCAUGGAGUCAGCAGUCUCUAUGGCCUGGGAUAUCGACUCUUUCAGUUUGAAUCCAAGAAACGUCAUCAUCUCAGGACAUGUUUUCUAG